AUGGCUCCAACGCCUGGAUCGAGCGCAAAGAAGCAGGCGCUGACCUUGGCGCAAUUGUCGACUUACGAUGAUAUAUUGACAGAUGCGCUCGUUGAUCACGCCUACUACUGGACUACCAUACCCAAGAACCGGCCCUCAUACCACGCCUCUCGCGGUGUCAGAGAAGAGGACAUCACCAAGAUCGUUCAGACUCAUGUUAUUGUCGAUCCCAAUCUGCCUGUGGCUGAGGACAAGUUGCUCGCUAGCGAUGGGCUGAAGAGAUUCUACAAUGGGCUACGGACAGACAAGGAAAAGGACGAUUUCAGGCGCCACCUUCGCCGAUAUCUACAGAUCUACCUCCCUGACUGUCCAUUCGAAGUCAGCAGCACAAACCGGUACACAAUUGUUACACAAGAGGCAAGCAUUACGGCACGGCGGUAUAUCAAGCGUAACGAGACAGUCAAGUACCUCUCCGGUAUCCAGGUGUUGAUCACGCCAGAAGAGGAGGACGCUCUUUCAUCACGCAAGAAGGACUUCUCUAUUGUGGUCAGCAGCCGGAACAAGUGCGCCAGUCUUUUCAUGGGCCCAGCCCGCUUCGCCAACCAUGAUUGUGGUGCCAAUGCCAAGCUCAUGACUACGGGUCAAGCAGGCAUUGAGAUCGUUGCAGUACGAGAUAUUGAUGUUGGCGAGGAAAUCACUGUGACUUACGGAGAGAAUUACUUCGGAGAGGAUAAUUGCGAGUGUCUGUGUAAGACUUGCGAGGACAAUCUGGCCAAUGGGUGGAAGACCGAAGACGGCAAUAUAUUGCUCACAAAAAGCAUCGAGGAGGACAUGGCCGCCCUCCAAGGCUACUCCUUGCGAAGGAGACGUAGGGAGGAACGCGGUGACUCUGGUUCUCGAACAUCAUCUGUGACGCCUGGGAUUCGGCCAAAAGUGUACAAAAGCAAGUCGAAGAGGCUACUAGGUGAUCGUGCCUCGACCACUGACUCAGGGUUGAUCACCGCGCCGAAUAGUCUUCAGAAGCGAAAACGCGAGAUUGAUGGUUUAGCCACUCCGCCAAUCACGCCCGCAAAGAAGCAGAAGACGGCACAUUUCGAGGUCACGCCCGUGGUCUCUCGCGCUGCUAUUUCUCGAGGAAGUUCAGAUGACGGCCAGGCGCCAAGCGUGUCAGAAUCAGACUCCGCGAAUGGCGAGACUGUGUUGACAGACGUGACAACCCCCGAAGAGGACCUUCCGGAACCAAGUCUUCGUGAGCCGCAAUCGAGCUCAGCAUACGAAUCUUUCGAGGCAUUGAAGCAGGAGCAGCCCCCGGAUGCAUUGGGCAGAGCAGCACUAAAUUCAAACGCGUACUACACAAAAUCAUCAUGUCCUCGAUGCGAGCGACAUAGCAAGUUGUACGGUUAUAUAUGGCCGAAAACCGAGCCAGAGGGCAAAUGGGACAAAGAAGAGAGGAUCCUCGAUCAUCGAACCGUGCAUCGGUUCCUAAACUUGACUGAGGAGCGUGCUGCCAGAGGAAGAGCUCCCUUGCGACGCACAGAAACCCCUCUCGACGAAGGCGAUUUCGAAUUCGCUGGACCGAAAUCAAAGAAGCGGAAGAUCUCUGCAGCGAUUGGCGAUGAUGAAAAUGACGACUCGGCUUUAGGCCUUAGGAGGAGUAGCCGAAGGCGGCAGUCCAGCGGCAAGGCCGUCAAGACUCGCUAG
This is a messenger RNA of Phaeoacremonium minimum UCRPA7, 1680 nucleotides long. RefSeq names its product putative histone-lysine n-methyltransferase set9 protein. Gene Ontology annotation, molecular function: protein binding; histone H4K20 methyltransferase activity. Gene Ontology annotation, cellular component: nucleus. The transcript has 3 exons. Bases 1 to 1680 code for a protein of 559 amino acids. The record is from RefSeq and is a predicted model, not a curated record. Lineage: Eukaryota; Fungi; Ascomycota; Sordariomycetes; Togniniales; Togniniaceae.